AUGCUUGAUACUGGUGCAAAUCGAACCUUUAUUUCAAUCAAAGCAUUACAUCCUUUAACUAAUAAACAAUUUGUUAAUAAAUCAUAUAAACGUGUAAUUUUAGCAUAUGGUAAUACUUCUCUUUUUAUUUUUAGCACAUGGAACUUAUCUAUUAUUAUGGGAGAUAUGUUAACUUCUAUUCAAGCAUUUGUUGUUAAAGAGUUAUGUGCUGAUUGUAUAUUAGGCAUGGAUUUUAUUAAUACAUAUAAGUUAAUCAUUAACACGGAAGAACAGAUGGUAUCAAUAUGUAAUAAUCAUCGACGUACAACAUUAAAAUUUGAUCUCAAUCAAGGAGAUAUUAGUUAUCCGACACGUUUAAUUAAUAAUAUUCGAAUUCCACCCAAACUAACAGUGUUAGUUCCUGUAUCUGUUAGAUUAUCAUCAGCAAAAGUGUUAUUUCGUCCAUCUUUCAAAUUACAACAACGAUUACCUAUAUUAAUGUUAAAUUCUUCAUUAACUGUUCAUCGUCAUACUUCAUUUAUUUCAUUACAUAAUCCGACAAAUUAUCUUUGUUCAUUACCAAAAGGUAUUAUAUUGGGAACAACUACUAUUUCUACAUUAUCCUUUAAAAGAAAUUUAACUAUUGAUCAUCGAUUAGUGAAUAGGAAUAUUAUUAGUUUAAUUCAACACAUUGACGAUCAUGAACAACAGGAUAAAGUUAGAAUCAUCCUCAAUCAACAUGCAAAAUUAUUUGAUACUAGUAAACCUUCAAUUGCAACUGGCGUGAAACCACAUGCAAUAAAAACUCUCGAUCAUCCUCCACCAACAUCUAAACCAUUUUAUACUUCUCCAAGUAAACAAGAAGAAAUGUACAAGAUAACACAAGAAUUAUUACAUUUUGGUUUAAUUCGUCCAUCUUAUUCACCUUAUACAACACCUGCAUUACUUGUACCCAAACAUGAUGGUACUUGGCGAAUGGUAGUAGAUUAUAAGAAAUUAAAUAAUAUUACAAUCAAAGAUAAUCAUCCAUUACCCAAUCUGGGACAAGCAAUCCAAAUAUUAGAUGAUGGUUAUAAAUUCUUUUUGAAACUCGACAUGAAAAGUGGGUUUUGGCAAAUUCCAAUUGAAAAAGAAGAUAAACACAAGACUGCAUUUAUCACCACUGAAGGUCUUUAUGAAUGGAAUGUUUUAGCUCAAGGAUUAAAAAAUAGCUCGCCAUCAUUUCAACGAGUAAUGGCCGAUAUAUUAUCUCCAUGUCGUCAAUUUGCAUUAGUUUAUAUUGAUGACAUUGUGGUCUUUUCUCGCUCAUUUGAAGAACAUCUUGAACAUAUUCAACAAUUAUUAUCAAUUUUAUUGAAAUACAAUUUUCAACUUAAUCCAGCAAAGUGUAAUAUUUUUCAUCAACACAUUGAUUAUCUAUCUCAUACGAUAUCUGAAUUUGGUGUUAAACCUAAUAAUGAAAAAAUUCAAGCAAUUAUUAAAUUGAGGGAACCUUCUACAUUAGCAGAAGCAAAUAAGUUCCUGGGUGCCAUUUUAUGGUACCGAAAAUUUAUUCCUCAAUUUGCUACAGUUGCAGCACCUUUCCAUCGAGUAACAAAUUUAACCAAACCAAAUCGAAGACAAUUUGUUUGGGGUGAUGUACAAAAACAAGCAUUUUUACAAUUAAAAGAAUUAUUAAUUAAAUCUCCAUUAUUUCUUGAUUUUCCAAAUGAUAAUUAUUCACUUAUAUUGACAACCGAUGCAUCGAAAGUGGGUAUAGGUGGUACACUACAACAAAAUAUUGAUGGUGAAAUUAAAAAUUUAUAUUAUCAUUCUCAAGUUACGACCUCUACACAACGACGAUAUGAUCCUAUUGAAUUAGAAGCAUUGACUAUAUGGUUAUGUUUUCAACGUAUGCGAUCUUGUUUGCUUGGUAGAUCAAUACUAAUUUAUACUGAUCAUUGUCCCUUAUGUAAAAUGAUGAAUUCUACCGUCAAGAAUCGUAGAGUAGAUCGUAUAUCUAUUUUAUUACAAGAAUAUAACAUUGAAAAAAUUAUUCACAUGAAAGGUCAAAAAACUUGUUUAGCCGACUAUUUAUCUCGUCUUCCAAUACAAUAUCAAGAAGAUAUAUUUGAUGUAGAUUAUGGUAUAAAUAUGUUAUUUCAAGGGAAACCACUGGAAAUGGUGCAUAUUCCUGAAAACAAUUCUCAAAUUGUUGGUGCUGUUGUUACACGUUCAAAAAUGAACCAAAUAGCCCAACAACAAGAUCAAAUUCAUACAACCAUACCAUCAGUUACAAAUGAUAAAUCAUCUUCAUCAAGUCAAGAAAAAAUUGAACAUUCAGAUGAAGUUACGUCAGAUUUAAUUACAGCUAAUAAUUUUGAUAUAACUCAAAUCAAAAUUGAACAAGCAAAAGAUCCAAUUAUUCAAAAUAAAAUUGAAGAAAUUAUGAAAGAUCCAACAAAACAUUCUUAUGUAUGUAAAGAUGGCUUAUUAUACAAGUUAGCAUUAAUGCGUAGUAAUUCCACUACAAAAACAAAAUUAAUUUAUUUACCAUCAUCCAUGAUUAAUUCCUUCCUUCAAUUGUACCAUAAUGAUCCACUUAGUGGUCAUUUUGGCGUUCGGCGUACAUAUUUAAAGAUCAAAAAUAAAUUUUGGUGGCCAAAAAUGAAACAAUCGAUUACUCAAUAUAUACAAUCGUGUUUAACUUGUCAGCAAUACAAUAUUAAUUGA
Messenger RNA from Rotaria sordida, 2691 nucleotides. Lineage: Eukaryota; Metazoa; Rotifera; Eurotatoria; Philodinida; Philodinidae. The record is from the annotation of a GenBank genome assembly.